Amphimedon queenslandica is the source of this 1487-nucleotide messenger RNA. RefSeq names its product probable G-protein coupled receptor 101. The annotation marks the transcript as partial. Gene Ontology annotation, cellular component: membrane. The transcript has a single exon. NCBI's taxonomy places the organism in Eukaryota, Metazoa, Porifera, Demospongiae, Haplosclerida, Niphatidae. The record is from RefSeq and is a predicted model, not a curated record. Gene Ontology annotation, biological process: G protein-coupled receptor signaling pathway. Gene Ontology annotation, molecular function: G protein-coupled receptor activity.
AUGGACCCUUAUGAUCCAUACUAUGGAUCAUGUAUGGGUAUGGGUCAUAGUAUGGACCGUUAUGGUCCAUACUAUGGAUCAUGUAUGGGUAUGGGUCAUUAGUUAGGACUUUUUAUUAGUUACACUGCUUGGACUAGAUUGUGGUUAGUAAGCAAUGUAGUUUAAUCUAUAUUUCAUCUAUAUAAGACGAUUGAUAUAAUUAAGUUAAAAGGAUCACAAAAGAACAAAGAGUAAACAGAUGCAAUUAUGGUUAAAAUGUGUACAGUUAUGUGAUGUUAAGUAACUUUAAUGAAUAAUGCUAUCACUUUGACAGCUGUACAACUGCAACCACUAAUCAUGUAAUAGCGCCAAAUUUAGUAUGGUAUAACAUCCUAUACUGAGUCAUUGUUUACCUAAUGGAAGUGUAAUUGAAUUAUGUACGUCUGAUGGCACUCUAAUAAGUGAAUGAGUGGGAAUUCCUCUGGGCAUCAUGUUACUAGCAAACUGCAUACACUUGCAUAUGUUGUGUGUAAAUUCUUAUUUGCGUUGUAUGUACGUAUGUAUCAAUUGUUUUGCUUUAUUGAAGCUGUUUUGGAACUUAUGUUGGUUGCAUGAUGUACUAGCAAGUACAAUGUAUAUAUCUAGCUUGUUAUUAUUCAGCCUCAGCUCAUAGGCUUGACUUUAAUUUCAUUUAUUGUGGUAAUCAAAGUCCAAGUGACAACUCUUUCAUGCUCACUCUUAAUCAGCUCUUUUUAUUUAUUCCCAAUGUAUGGUUACACCUCUUCUAGAUAUUGUAUUAAGCUUAAUAUGGUGCAAACAGAAACUUAAUUGCACCAAGUCAUUCAAAAGCAACUUGGUUUGACAGUUUGACCUCUAUAAUACACUGCAGAAUGGAAGAAGAAUACAUUGAGAAUGACAACUUCACUCUAAGUGAAGAAAUCAAUGGGCCACUGUUAGCUGCUGUGAUUGCAGUAGAGAUGGUAGCUGGACUCAUUGCUAACAUUUUUGUACUUGCUCUGAGCUGUUUUCAUUGCGAAAUUUACAAGAAGCCAUCAACCGUAUUCCUCACCAACAUGCUUGUUGCCAAUCUCAUCAUGAUUGUAGUGGUGAUGCCAGUCCCCAUUGCAACUUGUGUGAGUGGUGAGUGGAUAUUUGGAAGCACAGUCUCAUCAAAACUAGCUUCCUGUGAAGCUAUGGGCACUUUGUUUGCAUGGAGCACUCUCAUUGCAACAGAAAGCCUAGUCCUGCUUUCUUUUGAUCGCUUCUUCUUCAUUGUAAAAGCUGGGAAAUAUAAUGAACACAUGACUGUCAAGAAAGCUCUCAUCAUAGUUGUUGCGUCCUGGAUACUCGCUACCAUAUUGGUUAGUCCACCACAGUAUGGAUUUGGGGGUUUUAAUUUCGCUGAAAGUUAUGGCCUUUGUGGCCCUAGCUUUAGGAGUGUUGGCUUUUCAGUGUACGGUUCUGUCAUCAUUGGAAGUCUCAUCAUUAGUAUAGUCGUCACGUCACUC